Messenger RNA from Andrographis paniculata, 1771 nucleotides. Its product is annotated as protein indeterminate-domain 7-like. The record is from RefSeq and is a predicted model, not a curated record. The transcript has 3 exons. NCBI's taxonomy places the organism in Eukaryota, Viridiplantae, Streptophyta, Magnoliopsida, Lamiales, Acanthaceae. Gene Ontology annotation, cellular component: nucleus. The coding region runs from base 164 to 1606 and encodes 480 amino acids. Gene Ontology annotation, molecular function: DNA-binding transcription factor activity.
UCCAAUUUGUCCAAAUCCUCAACUCACUUUAGCCCCCCUUUUUUCCUUUACAAUUAUUAUUAUUAUUAUUAUUAUUAUUAUUAUUAUUAUUAUUAUUAUUCGCGAGUAAAUUAAGUAAGUGGAAUCUGCAGGUAAGGUGUUAGUGAAUGAAGUUGAAUUUGAGAUGACAAACUCAAACUUGGAAGAAAACAUCUCCUCCUCCUCGAAUCUCACUUCAUCAUCUCAUCGUCUUCAUCUUCAUCGUGUCUCCAUUGAAGCUGAAACUGAAGCUGCAGUAGUAGUUUCUUCCAAUUCCAACACAAGAAAUAUUCAUCUUCAUCUUGAUCAUGAUCAUCAUCUCACUCCAACAUUACUGCUCAAGAAGAAGAAGAGAAAUCAGCCAGGCCAUCCAGACCCUAAUGCAGAAGUAAUAGCUUUGUCCCCAAAAGCCCUUUUGGCAACGAACAGAUUUGUAUGCGAAAUAUGCAAGAAAGGGUUCCAAAGGGAUCAGAAUCUGCAGCUGCACAGAAGAGGCCACAAUCUGCCAUGGAAGCUGAAGCAAAGAUCCUCGAACAAGAUGGAGUUUGUACGAAAAAAAGUUUAUGUCUGCCCAGAGACAACAUGUGUCCACCACGAUCCUUCGAGGGCCCUGGGAGACCUGACAGGGAUAAAGAAACACUUCUCCAGGAAACAUGGGGAGAAGAAAUGGAAAUGCUUCAAGUGUUGUAAGAAGUAUGCUGUUCAAUCUGAUUGGAAAGCCCAUUCCAAGAUUUGUGGCACUAAAGAAUACAAGUGUCACUGUGGAACCCUUUUCUCAAGGAAGGAUAGUUUUAUUACACACAGAGCAUUCUGCGAUACUUUAGGGCAACAAAAUCAAAAUCAAAAUCAAAAUGCAAGAAAAAACAGCAGCACAAUUAUGAUCCCAACCCUCGAAUCAUCUGCUUCAGAUAAUAAAGAUUCUCUUCACCAAACGAAUCUCCCAAUCAAGAAAGAGCACCAGAAUGGUUGUUUCACCCACACCCCCCAAAUCCAGUCAUGGCACCGCCUGUCCCCCCACCCACCACCACCACCCCCUGGUCCCUUCUUCCUCUCUGCUCCACCGCCGCCGCCUCCUCCGCCGCACCCGAUCUUUCAAGAUCUUCUCCACCAAAACCCUAAUUAUCCUGACAUCAAUGGCAUCUUCUGGCCCUCCUCCCAGUAUCCGUACAGUCACGUGCCGCCGGCUGCGGGUUUCAUCAACAACAACAACCUCGACCUCCUGCCGUCACGUGACGAGCUUAUCAUCACCGGGCUGUCUUCUCGCCCCGAUCACGGAGGGACACGUGGCGGGACAGGGACAGCACCCGCGGGUGACGUUAUGAUCAGUCACCCGCCUCCUCCGGCUGUAUCUUCUGCUGCUUCUUCUUCUUCCCAGUAUGCCUUGGUCUUCCAUGGAUUCGACGGGUCUGAAUUCGAGGAUUGCCUGAAAUUGCAGGCGGUCAUGGAAGAUCAGUUCAUCGGCAGCUGCAGGAAUAUUAAUUAUAACAAUGGCGGCUGUAAUGACGAUGGAUUGAUGGCGACUAGGGAUUUUCUGGGAUUGAAGGAAAGUGAUGAUUUAUUCAGUUUGAGCAAUUACUUGGAUGGAUAAUUACCAGGAAUUCUUCAAAUUAAAUUAAAACCCUUGCAAGAUUAGUUAUUAGCUAGCUAGGUCUGUAAUUUAAUUUCAGGAUUAUUAUUAUUAUUAUUAUUUUUAUGGAGUAUGUGUGUUUUAAAUUUUAAUGUUGUAACUUUUGGAUAAUUAGCGGUUUCGGUU